AUGUUGACAAAAGAGCUUCAGAACCCCAUUUCAUCUUGUUUGCAUUCAUUGCUGCAUCCAACUUUGCAUCCCCACACCGGAACAAUGGCCGGCCACUUCCGAGCGUUGCUCGCCACCCCACCCGCCAAAUCCUUCCCCGAUCAGCCCCAGUUCUCCGGCUUCAUGAAGCCGUGCCGAUUUGAGGGCGAGGUCCGGAAUCUGGAGAUUGUCGGCACCGUACCGCCUGAGCUGAACGGAACGUUUUACCGUGUCAUGCCCGACCCGCAAUUUCCUCCACAUAUUGAGAAUGAUCCCUGGUUCAACGGAGACGGCAACGUCUCGGCGUUCCGCUUUCAUAGCGGUAACGUCGACUUCCAACAGAAAUAUGUUCGAACAGAGAAAUUCGUCAGAGAGCGAGAAGCCAACCGAGCCCUGGCAGGUAUUUUUAAACCCGUCAUUUGGGGGAAGUAUCGCAAUAAAUACACCGACGCAGUCGAGUUUAAAGUCCGCACCACGGCAAACACCAAUAUCUACUACUUUAACAAGUCCCUCCUUGCUAUAAAAGAGGAUGCACCACCAUAUCUCAUGAAUCCCGUCACCCUCGAGACUCAGGGGCUCUGUGAUUUUGAUGGCCAGCUCCCCAGUUUAACCUUCACCGCACAUCCAAAGAUGGACCCCAGUACGGGCGAGCUAGUGUGCUUCGGCUACGAGGCCAAAGGAGAUGGCACGCCUGAUGUGUGCUACUUCAGUAUUGGCCCUGAUGGCAGGUUUAACCAGACUGUGUGGCUUGUGGCGCCGGUUGUUGGUAUGAUUCAUGACUUUGCAGUGACAGAAAACUGGGUUCUGUUCCCCAUGAUACCCCAGGUGUGCGAUAUCGAAAGACUCAAAGCCGGAGGCGAGCAUUGGCAGUGGGACCCCGAUAUCCCCAUCUACAUCGGAGUUUUGCCUCGACGUGGAGCCAAAGGCAGCGAUGUGAAGUGGUUCCGCACUCCCAACGGUUUCCCUGGACAUACUACAAAUGCCUAUGAAACCUCUGAUGGAAAAAUCAUAUUCGACUUGCCCCUGAGCGACAAGAACGUCUUCUUCUGGUGGCCAGACAAAGACGGAAACGCCCCGGACCCGCGAGACAUCAGCGCCGACUACGUGCGCUUCGAAUUCGACCCCAGGGCCACGGAGUCUCUCGACUUACCGAAACCGACGGUAAUUCUCAAGCAUGACAUGGAAUUCCCUCGCAUCGACGAGCGUUUCGCCAUGAAACCACACCGUCACAGCUACUUUGACAUGAUGGAUCCAUCGCUGGGCACCGAUUUUGCUGCCAUCAUGCCUGUGCUCGGAGGUGGACAUCCGCUGUACAAUGCGCUGGGUCACCUUGACCACGUGACAGGUAAGUUGGAAGUGUACUAUCCAGGUUCGACGCACAUGGUCCAGGAGCCGGUCUUUGUGCCUAGGAGGGAGGAUGCGGAGGAGGGCGAUGGGUUUAUUGUGGCGCUAGUGAAUAACUACAGGACAAUGUCUAGCGAGCUUCAUGUUGUCGACACGAGACGGUUUACUUCGCCGGCGGCCAUAGUCAAAGUUCCUAUGAGGUUGAGAGCAGGGUUGCAUGGAAAUUGGGUUGAUGCGAAGGAGCUACAGGAGUAA
This is a messenger RNA of Colletotrichum truncatum, 1617 nucleotides long. RefSeq names its product lignostilbene dioxygenase. Gene Ontology annotation, biological process: carotene catabolic process. Gene Ontology annotation, molecular function: carotenoid dioxygenase activity. The record is from RefSeq and is a predicted model, not a curated record. Lineage: Eukaryota; Fungi; Ascomycota; Sordariomycetes; Glomerellales; Glomerellaceae.